Papaver somniferum (opium poppy) is the source of this 2567-nucleotide messenger RNA. Its product is annotated as putative disease resistance protein RGA3. The record is from RefSeq and is a predicted model, not a curated record. Lineage: Eukaryota; Viridiplantae; Streptophyta; Magnoliopsida; Ranunculales; Papaveraceae. Gene Ontology annotation, biological process: defense response to other organism. The transcript has 2 exons. Bases 1073 to 2536 code for a protein of 487 amino acids. Gene Ontology annotation, molecular function: ADP binding.
ACUAAAAAAUGGACCGAAGAGACAAAAGUGCUCAACAUCGGUAAAUUCGUGAGAAUUUGUCGGCCAACAUAUCAUUCCUGUAAGUGGGUCGAAUCCCGAGCUGCACAUUUAGAUUUAAAAUUAGGAAAAUUUAAGAAGCUCAAACCUGUAACUUUAUUCUUUAGAAGAAGGAGAAGGAGAAGCAGCAAAAAUCAGAGUAUGUUUGGUAACGUCUAUGAUUGAUUUGAUGGCGUCUUUGGAUCUCAUGUCAUGUGAUGUUUCUCUAUGUGAGGUUUUUGGAAUUGGAGAAAGCUUGUAAUCAAUUUUGUAAUGAAUGAGGUAACAGCAAUUGAUCGAAUUUGUUUUAGCUUUCGACAUUGAAGCUUGUUCAUAUAUGUCAAUGGCCUUAUAGGUAUUGCGACAUUUAUAUCCAAAUCAAUUUUGAAUGGCCUUUUCAGUUCCUUGCUACAUGUUUCCUUGUAAUCAAUCAGCUUCUGUUUUUGAUCGACCGCCUGCAUCCUGUUGCUAAGAUAUAGCACUUUCAUGAGCCCGAAAAAUUUCAGUGAAAGAUCCAGUAGUGGCUAGCACAUCAUGAGUGGUGGGUUAGGAGUAAGAUGUUGAAAUUGAAAUUGUAGGCUGUAAAGCAAACCACACAAUACAUAGAAUAGUCAAUGGAUUCUAUUGUUUAAUAUACAAGCAGUUCUAGGAAGUUUACGAAUACUUGUGAGUUGAACAACUCAAAUAAAAUGUUAGUGUAAGGCUCCAGGCUGUGAAUUGGGUUGACUUCAAAAAUCAAGAAUCUUAUCAAAGAUCAUGUUGGCCACAAUAUUGGUAGAUGUCAGCCAGUCUUAAUCAUCCGACCCAGCUUAAUGUCAGAGCUUAUCCCUACAAUCUCCUAUUGCAACUUGAGUUCCUUUCUUUUUUAAUCAAUUACUCAUUCCUUGGUUAGCAAUUGAGUUUACUUUCUUCACAUCUUUUUCCAACUCUAAAGACAUUCCUUUCCUACUCAUAAACGGUAGUAAUUGCUUUGGUUUUCUCUGCUCAUCCUCGAUUUUUUUGUAUUAAGUUGAUCUUUUGUGCUACUGUGAUUCUUAUGGCGCCUGAAUUUGGUGCAAGUGUGAUAUUGAAAAAGCUGAGUUCUGUUGUUGCUCAAGAAAUUAGUUCAGCUUGGGGUGUUAAGGAUGACUUGAAAAAACUUAAGACAACCUUGGACAUGAUUGUGGCUGUGACAUCUGAUGCGGAGAAUAAGCAGAUUAAUGACGCUGCUGUGCGACUUUGGCUCAGGAAACUGAAAGAGGUUGCUUAUGACGCGGAUGACGUGCUGGAUGAGUUCUUGUACGAAACCAUGCGUCGACGGGAAAUGAAUAUCCACAAGAGAGGAAAGGUACGGGAUCUCAUUUCAUCCGCAAACCCACUCUCAUUUCAAUUUAAGAUGGCUCACAAAAUUAGAGAUGUCAACAAAACCUUAGAUAAAAUUGCUCAUGAUAAGGUUAGGUUUCAAUUGGAACCUUCUAGCAGCAUUGAUUUUGCUCAUGAUCAAAGUACUGAGCAGCGGAACCGGCUGACUUCAUCUUUCGUAGAUGACUCGAAAAUUAUAGGAAGAGAGGGUGAUAAAUUACAGAUUACAAAGAUGUUAAUGAUGUCUGAUGCGUCGUCAUCAAUAUCAUCUGGAAGUUAUAGUCAACCAGAAAAAGUUUCCGUCAUAUCCUUACUGGGUAUGGGGGGACUUGGGAAAACUGCACUAGCACAAUUGGUCUACAAAGAUGACUCGAUUGAGAAACACUUUGAACCAAGAAUGUGGGUUUGUGUGUCUUAUGAUUUUGACGUCUAUAAAAUCUUAACAAAUAUAAUCGAGUCAAUUACUAAAAGAAAAUGUGACGAUGUAUCAAAUGUUGAGGUCUUAGUUAAUCAGGUUCAUGAAAAGUUGAGUGGGAAAAAGUAUUUGUUAGUUCUAGACGACCUGUGGAAUGAGAAUGCUGAGGACUGGGAGAAACUUAAAGACUUGCUAGUCGUGGGUGCUCAAGGGAGCAAAAUUUUAAUCACUACACGUAAACACAAAGUUGCAUCUGUUGUUAAGGGUAUAAUUCCUCCUUAUGAAUUAAGUUUUUUAAACCCUGGUGAAUGUUGGUCCAUUAUCAAGACCAGAGCAUUUUCUCCUGGUGGAGCAUCUGAAACCCAAAACCUGAGAGAUAUAGGAAAGGAGAUAGCGAAAAAAUCUGCUGGUUUGCCCCUUGUGGCCAAAUUUCUAGGAAGUCUUAUGCAUUCAAAGAAGUCUGAGGAUGAUUGGUUGUCUAUAAGAGACAACGACAGCCUCAAUGGUAUUUUGAAUACAAAUGAAAACCACAGCAAGGUCAUUCAAGUUUUGAAGUUAAGUUACGAUAAUUUGCCAUCUCAUCUAAAACAAUGUUUCUCUUACUGUUCAAUGUUUCCCAAAGAUUGGGAGAUUAAUAGAGAAACUUUGAUUAGAUUAUGGAUGGCUGAAGGGUUCCUUCAACGAUCUAUAAAUUCUAGAGGAGGAAAAAGAUCAGUUGAAGAUAUUGGAAACGAUUAUUUUUAGAGUUUGUUAUUGAACUCAUUCUUUCAAGAUG